Anolis carolinensis (green anole) is the source of this 1384-nucleotide messenger RNA. RefSeq lists its product as uncharacterized. The record is from RefSeq and is a predicted model, not a curated record. Gene Ontology annotation, molecular function: cysteine-type deubiquitinase activity. The coding region runs from base 2 to 1384 and encodes 460 amino acids. The transcript has a single exon. Lineage: Eukaryota; Metazoa; Chordata; Lepidosauria; Squamata; Anolidae.
GAUGCAGCGGAUUGAGCUCGCACCACUUUUGAAGAUGCCAUUGUGCCCAGGGGAUUCUUGGUGCCUGAUUGAUUAUAAGUGGUUCAAAAAGUGGCAGAGAUAUGUGGGUUUUGAAAGCUGGGACCUGUAUUAUGCAGGAAAGCAUGAUUACUACCCAGGACCCAUUGACAACUCAAAACUUGUUGCAGAUUCAGAAACCCAGGCUUUAAAGAGAUAUUCCAUUGAAGGAGUGGACUAUGAGGUGAUUCCUAUUGAAGCCUGGAAUAAGUUAGUCAAUUGGUAUGGCUGUAUAGAAAGACAGAGACCAAUUGAGAGAAAGGUUGUGGAGUACGGAGAAUAUUUCAAAUACUGUAGAGUAGAAAUUUAUCCUUCAGAGUCGAAGCCAUCUCAAAAUAACGACUCUGUUAAUCUUGUAAGAUCUCAAUUUAAACCAGUAGAAGAUUCUGCUGAAUAUGGAGGAAUCGUAAAUCUCCAAAAGAAAUUAUCUCAGUCACAGCUUGAGAUUCAUUACGUGGCUGAGGUAAAUGUGUCACCAGUGGCUGAGGUCCCUAUUCAGUGCCAUAGUGACACAGGAGUGGAGCAAGCUGAAGUAAUUGGGGAUUUAGAAGUGCCAGUCAUUAAUGAAAAUGAUUUGUUUGAACACCGUGGAGAAAUUAAUACUGUUAUAAAGAAUAAUAGUUUAAAAAGUGACUGUGCCUUUACAAAAGAUUUGCCAGAGAAAGAUGGUAACAUGAAGUUGCUUGGUGCUAACAGAAAAAACAAUGUGGUUCCCAGUAAAGAUGAGAAGGAAGAUGAAGUUCUGAAGGAAUUUUGGGAAAUGACUGACUCUAUUUGCUCAGUGGUUACCUCUGUAGUCAUUACAAGUACAGAGCAUGGUCAGCAGGUGUGGCCAGAGGAAAAUUUACCUCAGGAAAACACCAGAUUUGGUCAGUUUGAGUUGCUGUGCGCAGGAGAGCCCAAGGGACCAACUAACACACCAAAGAAGAUGGACAUCUUGAGCCUGUGGAUCAUCGCCAAACGCAGGGAACCAAGAAACCAGCAGAAGUUGUUUUUCAACGGAGAGAGUUCUGAGGACUUCAAUGCGGCAGAGAUUGACAGUUUCAACUAUCAUCAGUUUACUUUCGAUGUUCCACAAAAGUGCUUGGACUAUGUUUCGCAAGACUUCUUGAAUGACUCUUGGAAGUUUCGCAAAAGACAUUUUGGGACAGAGAGAGUUCAUUGUGUUGCUGGGAAGGAUGAGUGUGGUUGUCCCCAACAACACGUUAACCUCUGGAAUGCUCCGCAGAGUGAGACAUCGAAGAACUGUACCAACUGGACUGGAGAGGAAGAUUGCUAUGAGUUGGACAAAGUGUCUGGAAGAUGUUUUGGUCCAGUGUAUAAAUAA